This is a messenger RNA of Cuscuta europaea, 1155 nucleotides long. The record is from the annotation of a GenBank genome assembly. Lineage: Eukaryota; Viridiplantae; Streptophyta; Magnoliopsida; Solanales; Convolvulaceae.
CUCGAACAGAUUGUCUUCCUUGACAAAGCUUUAUAAUUUGCAUUUCUAUUGGCCGUCAGUUUGGCUAACGAUGGUGCGUCUUCUCCCAGCUCUGAUUCUCGCCGCUCUUGCGAGUAACUUGGAUGUGAUUUUUCUCGAAAGUCGAAAGGAGUUAAGAAUCAAGCAGGUCAUCCAAGACAAAGACGUGAAGCUUGGUCAGCGAAUGAAGUCAACUAUGCCUGAUCCGACUCAAGUCAUUCAACUAUCAUGGCAGCCAAGGUCAGGGUCUUUUUAUACAAAGAUUUCCUAUCAGAGGAAGAAUGUGAUCACUUAAUGGAUCUGGUUCAUGCCAAGCAUAACAGUAAUGUGGAGAAGGUGACAACUGGAUGAAAUUGUUGCUGGGAUCGAAGAAAGAAUUUCAGCUUGGACCUUUUUGCCCAAAGAGAACGGCAAGUCCUUAAAGGUUUUGCAUAAUGAAUUCGAAGAUCCUGAGAAAAAGUACAGUUAUUUUGAUAAUAAUUCCACUGAAGUGAAAGAUGCACCUCUAAUGGCCACCGUCAUUUUAUACCUCUCCAACAUCACUGCUGGCGGGCACAUCCUUUUCACCGAAUCAAGGAGCAAGGUAUGGUCCAAAUCCAAUUGCAGGGAGAGUAGUAACUCCGUCAGACCUACUAAAGGAAAUGCACUGUUAUUUUUUAAUGUCAAUCUUAACGUGACUCCGGACUACACUAGUACUCAUGUCAGAUGUGCUGUCGUUGAGGGUGAAAUGGCGUACGCUAUAAAGUUGUUCUAUCCCACAGCUGUUACUAGAGAAAAAGAGGAUCCAAUUGGGAUCACCUCUACCGCUUGCAUGGAUGAAGAUGAUAGUUGCCCUCGCUGGGCUGACAUUGGGGAGUGUGAUAGAAAUCCUGUUUUCAUGGUUGGUUCUCCUGAUUACUAUGGUACGUGUCGAAAAAGUUGCAAUGCAUGCUAAUAGGGUGGUCUCUAAUUGUAAUGUGUUCUGUGUUGCUACUAAUACUCAUUUGUUUAUGCUUUCAUGAUGCCACUUCUUACAUAGGAAAGAAUCAAAACCCAUUUUGUACAUAUGUAUAGCUGUUAUUCAUGUAUGUAUUUCAAUUGUACUUUUUAUUAUUGCAUUGAAGUACCAGAAAGUUUUAGGUGAAGUGAAAACAUCUA